This is a messenger RNA of Spinacia oleracea (spinach), 2121 nucleotides long. RefSeq names its product tryptophan aminotransferase-related protein 2. The record is from RefSeq and is a predicted model, not a curated record. The coding region runs from base 540 to 1883 and encodes 447 amino acids. Gene Ontology annotation, biological process: amino acid metabolic process. Lineage: Eukaryota; Viridiplantae; Streptophyta; Magnoliopsida; Caryophyllales; Amaranthaceae. Gene Ontology annotation, molecular function: carbon-sulfur lyase activity; transaminase activity. The transcript has 5 exons.
UUUCCACCCGCUAUCCCCUAAACAAACGCGAGGGAAUAGGAAUAGCUUCGGCAACCCUCCUCAAAUCCUUUUAUAUAACUCCGAAAUUAGAAGUGCAACAAUCUCAGCAGUCGCACUACUUGUAUAAAACCAAAACUUUUCAAUUUAUUUUAGCAAAUUUGUUUUCUCAGUUUUUCCAGAAGCUCUCUAAUCGCACUUCAUCUUACCUGUCUCUCUGUUUUUUCUUCCAGUUUCCGCCAAUGUGAGAACAAACCCCCCAUUUCACUUCCUCUUUUUGGCUUUUAAUUUCUGUUUUUCCUCCUUUAAAUCGUGAGAAAGUCCCCAAUUUACACGUUUCUUAAAAACAAAUCAAUUCCUUUUAAAAUUAUUUUUUCAAGUAAAUUCCGUUUUUAUUUUUAUUUUUAUCAUCUGGGUAAGUCCGAAUUUUGUGAUUUUAAACAUCUGGGUAUUGCUAAAACCGAUUAAAUUGAACUGGGUAUUGCUCAAAACCCCCAAAGUUUCAAUCUUUUUUCUUUUUUUUACUGUUUAAGUUAUAAAUAAUGGGUAAGGGUUUAGAAGGAUGGUCAGUGAGGCAUUUAUUGAUAGUGUCAGUAGCCUUAAAUGUGUGGUUAGUGUUAAAGGUUUCGAAUUAUGAUAAAGAUACAAAUUUCACUACAGAGAAGAUCUUUAAUGGAUUCUGCGCACAUGAAGAGUUUCAUAAACAAGUUCCUUUAUCUUCUUCUUCGUCUUCUUCUUCUUCAAUGGCGGCUGCUGCUGUAGGUGAGAAGAAAUCUGUUCAUGAUGAAGCUGAUGAUGGAAGAAUAAUCAACUUCGAUCAUGGUGAUCCGACAAUAUACGAAAAGUAUUGGCAGGAAGCAGGAGACAAAACAUCAGUUUUCAUUUCGGGAUGGCAAUCUAUGAGUUAUUUUUCCGAUGUCAAGAACCUUUGCUGGUUUCUAGAACCAGAGUUCGGAAAAGAGGUCAUUCGAUUGCAUAACAUUGUAGGAAAUGCUGCAACAGAUGAUCGGCACAUUGUUGUUGGCACUGGCUCAACACAGUUGUUCCAGGCUGCAUUGUAUGCGCUCUCAGCAACUGGAGGGACAGAGCCAAUAAGUGUGGUUUCUUCUACGCCUUAUUACUCUUUUUACCGCCAAGUGGUUGAGUACAUGAAGUCCGGGCUCUACAAAUGGGUUGGUGAUGCAUCCACUUUCGAUAAAGACGAGCCUUACAUUGAGCUGAUCACUUCACCUAACAACCCAGAUGGGUUAAUGAGACAACCUGUUGUCAAUCGAAGUGGAGGAAUGUUGAUUCACGACUUUGCUUACUACUGGCCGCAGUACACUCCUAUCACUUCCGCAGCUGAUCACGACAUUAUGUUGUUCACCGUCUCCAAAACUACUGGCCACGCCGGGAUGCGUAUUGGCUGGGCUCUUGUGAAAGAUGAAGCAGUAGCUAAAAGAAUGACCAAAUUCAUAGAGCUAAAUAGCAUUGGAGUCUCCAAGGAUUCACAGAUUCGAGCAGCAAAGAUUUUGCAGACUGUCUCAGAUAGCCGUGAGCAUGCUGGUGAUAGCAAGGACUUUUUUGAAACGAGCUAUCAUCAUAUAGAGCGCAGAUGGAAACAGUUGAGAGAAGUAGUGGGAAAGACCGGGAUUUUCAGUACUCCCGAGUUCCCUCCCGCUUUCUGCAAUUAUAUGAGUCGAUUGUUUAGCACUCAACCUGCUUUUGCAUGGUUGAAGUGCGAAGGGGAGAUUGAAAACUGCGAAGACUUUCUCCGAAGCCACAAGAUUUUGACAAGAAGUGGAAAACAUUUUGGAAUGAGCCCCAAGUAUGUGAGGAUAAGCAUGUUAGAUCGAGACUCGAAUUAUGAUCUUUUUAUUAAGAGGUUGUCGGAAAUGCGUACAUGAAUCUGAAGACUGAAUGAUUUAUUUUCUCAGGGAAAGGGAAAGGGAAGGACUUGUAUAUUAGUGAAAAAUUGACCUUCAAAGAACACUUUCUAACAUGUAUCUUUGUUUUUUAGGGUUCUUAAGACUUGAAUCUCAUAUAGCUUUUCUAGUUUAUGUUAUAAUAUUUCGUAGAGAGAUGAUUUAGGUACGUGUUAUAAGAGUAAAUGUAGGUUAUAAAGGUGUUGUUUCUAAAAUCUAA